AAUGCUAAAAAGUGCUUUUAAGUUGAUUAUAAUAUAUACAUAUGUAUACAUAUGUAUAAAAAGAAAUGAAAAGGCAAAUAGUAGAGCACACGCCGCCCCGCGUCCCCUGUUUAUCCCCUCUCUACAUAUCUCUGGCUCUGGGGCACAUGGCGGCAGGCAGUUUAUUUUUAUUUCAUUUGCACAUUUUCAAUGCAAAUUAUUAUAGAAAUCAACAGAUAAAACACCAAAAAAAAAUUUUCGCUUUCGCAUUUCAAUACCAAAAAAAACCGAAAAAAACAACAACGAAAACGGAACCAAAAAAGCGAUGAAACAAGAAACGGGCGAAAAAGAAAAGAAACGACAAAAAAAAGUGAAAUGCGCAUUGACUUUCGGGAACGUUUUUAUUGUCAAUUUUUCAAACGACCGUGUGAUUGUGUUGCUCUCUCGCUCUCGCUAUCGCUCUUUCCACUGAUCACCUCGCUCUCCGUCUCUAUCUCUCUCAAUCACUUUGGCACGCUCACUCACUCUCUCACCGUGUUCGCCUUUUGCUUUGCUCUUCAGUUCGCAUAACGGAACUGAACUGCUUGGCGGCUGUCUUCUUAUUGUUGUUAGGCAAAAGCAGAGGCAAAGACAGACAGAAAAAAAGUUGAAGCGGUACGGUAUGCGUGCGUUGCCCUUUGGCUCCUCAUUUACAACUACAACAAAAAAUACAACUACACUCAUGAAUGAAUGAAUGAUGGUUGUUGUACAUGGAGCAGAAGCCAGUAAAAGACGCUUCUACAUAAUUAUCUGCUUCAUCUCUUGAACAUUUUUGAUUUUUAUUUAACACCUGCUGUUCUUCCAUCAACGGAAUGAAAUGCUCAAUGCAAUCUCUGUGUUUGUUGUGUGUGUGUGUGCGCGCAGUGCUGCAAUUGCGAUCAACAGCUGUUGCUGAGUGAAGAGUGUGCAGAGAGCAAUUACUUGGAGAGAGAGAAAUAAGCACGCGUGUGUGUGUUUGUGUCCUUGCAUGUGGUUUUUGUUCUGUGGUUUUUUGUUGUUGUAGCUAGGAUGAUUUUUUUUUUUGCUAAAUGGGAAAGGGGAGAUUAUAGGGAUUACAUAUUAGGGAUAUAAACAACAACCUAUCGGAUUAAAAAUUUAUCGAAUAUCUAUUAUCCAUAUCCAUGACAAACUUUUGUACUUGCAAGACAUUUAUUAAAACCAAAAAAGUAUUUAAAAAAAAAACAUUCUGAUCAAUUUUACAGCCAACUAAUAAAUUAAUCUAUCAAUCGCCUCAAACAAAAAGCAAUACAAAAAAAAAAACAAAAUUAAACGACAACAAAAUGGGACAACACCCGAAAUACAGCAACAAAAAGUUAAACAUGUAGUUACAAAAAAAAAAAACAAAAGGAAUAGAAAAGCAAAGAAAAGUUUAUUACGAAUCGCAUUAACACGGAAGUAGCCACUAGCUUUACAGAGAAAAAACAAGCAGAAAAGAAGCAUAAACUUUAGAGAGCCUAUAAAAGUACGCCUUCCAAUAGUUAUUAUUAUAUACAAGCAUUAUAUACAGCCUAUAUACAUAUUACAUAGCCAUAGCACAUACAAAUUCGAUAUGGAUGGUAUAUACAACAGGAGGAGCAGGAUGAUGACGACUCGUGGCGGAGAAUCGUGGUUAAAGUGCGUUACAUUCUAACGGUGCAAUCAAAUCUUAUUAUAUAUAGCCACACACGAUCAUAGUAUAUAGAAUACCAAUAUAUAUACAUACAUAUAUAUAUAUAUAUAUUUCUUAUAUCAAAUACUCUUAACAAUUUUUACAAUCCGCUUGAAAAAUCAAAUCAGCCGCAAACGCAAUUACUUUAGUAAAAAUUACUUUAAACAAGAACGAAGAUAGAAAGCAAAGAAACAAAAGGAAAAAAAACAUUAAAAAAAAAGUCAAGUGCAAAUUACAAAACAAAUUAUUCUUCAUAGAACAAAAAACUUCAACAAAUUAUUAGAAUUAUUAGAAAUUUCAAAUAUUAAAAAAAAACAAACAAAUUUAUCCUAAAGCGUAUUUCUUAGGUAUAAAUCAAAUGAGUAAUACAAAAAUUUUUAUAUAUGGUAAAUGCGCCCCAAGUGCUUAAGCAACAGCAACAAACACCCCAAAAAGUAAAAACAAAACUAAUGUUAAACAACAACAACCUCAACCAACAGCGAAUCGAGCAAUAUUAUCAAUAAUGAAUCAUUAAAUUGUUAAACGUUAAAGAUUAAAUGUAAUGUAGAAAACACCAAUUAAAAUUGAAAAAAAAAAUUAACAAAACAAAACACCAAGAACGCUAGUAACCUGCCAACAAAAGACACCAACAAUUCAUGCGGUGCCUGAAUAAAUACAUCAUCAUCGCCUUACAACAAUCACAACAACAACACCAACAACAAGCAAGUGCCUCCGCCUCCCCAGAGGCCAGGGAACUAGGAAUAGGAAUAGGAUCAGAAAUCAGAAACCGAGGAACAGGAACUGGUCUGGACACAGACAGCUAAGCUGCUACACCCACACCCUCAUAAUUUGUGGGCGGCAGCUUAAACCCCCAGAUAUCUUGGAUUAAUCAUCACUCAGCAGACGCCGCCACGCCCCAAAAGCGGGUGGAUGGGGGAUGCGUUCUAUGAGUAGCGCGAACGCGAACCCGACAACAACUGCAACACCUUCAACUUCAUCAACGAUCACAGCAGGAUAUGGAUAUACAUAUGAAGAAACUAACUAAACCACGCAUGGAGGAAUACGAGCGACGGAAGCGACGAGAACGUGAGAAAAUAGAACGGCAACAGGGGAUACAGAUCGAUGAUCGGGAGACGGCGCUUUUCAGCGAGCCGCGACGGCUGACGGAGGGGGAUGCCGAGAUCACGGCCGCCCUGGGGGAGUUUAUCGAUGCGAGGGUCUACAUCAAUCAGUCAACGGUGGGGAUUAGUCGGCACGCGCCCGGCGCCGGCAAUCCGCGUCUGCAGGCACCGCCGCCGCCCAAAACCGUCGGCCAUUCGCACUCACCCUCCUCCUCCGCCUCCGGCUCAGCCCUGCCCGGCCAGAGCCAGCAGCAGCAACAGCAACAGAAGCAGCACUACCAGCAGCAACAGCAACAGCAGCAGCAGCGACCUCCGGGCUAUCUGAAGCAGGCGGACAACAAGCCGCCGUACAACGGACGCGGCGGCUAUCCGGGGCAGCCGAUGAAGAACGAUAUACCCUCGAGUAGUGGCAUGGCUCCGCCCCGGGGACCGCCCAGAUCUGGCCCUGGCUCCGGAUCCAUCUCCAACUCUAGCAGCAACUCGUCCAGCGCCACAAACAAUGCCACCGGCGGAGCCGCCGGCACGACUCCCCUGGGUCCGCCCCUGUCUACGCAGAUGCCCAAUGGGCGGGAGAAAUCGUUUCUGGGACCACCGGCGCCAGCGCUCAACAAUGGCGCUGGCCUCUUUGUGCCUCCAGCUGCCAGCAAGCGGCCCGGCAGCGGCCCCGGACUGCAGCCGCCCCCGCCAGAGAAGGACAUCAGCAAGAUGAUCAGCGAGAUGACGAACAGCUUUCGGGUGACGGCCCCACUGACGUCGAUAGCGGCCACCCCACAUGCCCCGACGCGAGAGAACUACAACCUGAACGGGCCCAACACAAACAAGUAUGCCUUUGGGCCGAUCGGCUCCCCGCCCAUCGGCUCCCAGUCCUCGUCCCUGAUGGCCCCACUGUUCGCACCCAUUGCGCCCAUCGCCUCGCCCAUUACCUCCCUGCUGACGACCCCGCCGCACGCUAGUCAGCUGCCCCUAGGCGGCGUGAGUCCCGUGGCGCCACUGCAACAACUGCCGCCGACACCGCCCAAGGCUGCGUCCGCCCUCUCCCCGCCAGCAGCGGCCAAGCCGCUCAAGACGGAAAAGAAUCAUACGCUGGAGAAGCAGGACUCAUGCCUCGAGAACGAUCUGGAGCUGUCCGAGUCGGAGGACGAGCAGCGCAAGAAGGAGAGUAGAUCGGCGGGGAAUAGCAGCAACAGCUCCGAGUCGGAUUCCAGCGAAUCGGGCAGCGAGUCGAGCAGCAAGGGUGACCACCAGCAGCAACAACAACACCACCAUCACAACCAUCACCACCAGCAACAACAACAGCAACAGCAGCAGCAGAAGCAGCAACACCUGCAGCAGCAGCUCUUCCAGCAGCAGCAGCAGCAGCAGCAACAACAGCAGCAGCAGAUCCAACAGCAGCAGCGACAACUGACGGCGAAUGGCAGCAAGAAAAAGUAUAGCCACUCGAUCAUUGCCGGCGGCGGAAGCACAAUAAGUGGUCUGCUAACGUCCAGUGGAUUCGGCGGCGGUGGUGCCAGUGGCGGAGGAUCCACAGUGAGCUCUGGCGGUGGCGGUGGAGGCAGCGGACCGGGCGGAGGAUCGGGCAGCAGUUCAGGAACUGGGACCACGAGCAGCGGCAGCUCCUCGAACAAGACGCCCUCGCCCACGGAGAGCAACAAGUGGACGCUGAGUCGCUUCUUUCCGAAACCGGCCAACCAGACCAGCUCCGAGAGCGUCUCGCCCGGUAAUGUGAGCAUGAAGGUGCCGGGCAUCCUACCGGGCGGCGCUCAGAUCAUACCCGAGUCCAUUGAGGUGACCACGGCCAUUGUGAAGAACGAAAAGAUUCACGACGACCACAUGGACAUGGACGAUGGCGAGGAGGAGGACGAGGAUGAGGAGCAACAGCAACACCAGCAGCAGCAGCAGCAGCUGCGCUACGGAGCCGGACUGAGCGUCACCCCCGUGGCGGUGGCCGUCAAGAAGGAGGCCCUGGACGGCGUGGGGGAGAUGGGGGGUCUGCCGGCGAUACCAAAAAACCAGAUAAAACGGGAAGCCGAGGGCCUGCACUCCGCCGCCCGUCUAUCGGACUCUGGGACCAGUGGCAGCGGCAGCACCUCCAGCAGCAGCAGCAGCUCGGACAGUGCCCCCGGCGAGGUGGUGCCCAUGCCAGGACCAGGCGAGACCCUGCAGCUGCCGGGAGUGCCUGCUGCCAUUACGACGGUGAUGCGGGUGCCCCUCACCCUGAUGCAGAAGGCGCCCCCAAAUAGUGUCACCCUCACGCCCAUUCUGCCGCUCCCCGCCUCGCCAAAGCAACGCCAAAAGAAGCCGCGCAAGAAAAAGCCCGCCACCAGCGCCCCCAUCCUGGACUCCAGCGACGAGGAUGAGCCGCCCGCUGUCAAACAUGCCCUGGAAUUGUCUGCCACCGCAGUGGCUGCGGCUGCGGCUCAGGCCCAUGCGACAGCCACGGUUCCUCCGCUGGCAGUGAAGAAGGGACGCGGCAGGCCGAGGAAGCAGCAACAGAGCGGCGGCAGUGGGAACCUCAGCAGUGCCUCGGCCGGCAGCAGCUCCCAGACCAAGGGACCCACGCUGACGGCCGCCAAGAAGCCGCUGGUCAAGGGCCCCGCCAUGGCCAACUCGAGGAAACGCGACCAUUCCAGCCAGAGCAGCUCCAACGGUAACACGCCUACAAAGAAGCUGGCCAUGGGCACGGGCACAGGUUCAGGCAUGGCCAUGACAGUGCCCAUGACAGUGUUGGCAUCCGGUCCGGCCAAUGCGAUGGCGGUGGCCAGCAGCAGCUCCGACGAGGACAGCUCGUCGAGCACCGGUUCCACUGUCUCCAAGUCGAGCAGCUCCUCCAGCAGCAGCGACGACACAGAGACCAACCAGAACACAAAGUGUCGGAUCGUGAAACUGAACAAAACGGGCGCAGUGCCGCCCCAGGCCCGCUUGGGAGCGGGUGCCAGUGCGGGGAGCAGUGGGAGCAGUUCACCGAGCAGCAGCGGGCCAGAGGAUCAUCUGGCCAUGAGCACGGCCAGCGCCCUGCCCAUGGCCCAGCAGUUGAUGCAGCCGUACAAGCCGCGAGCUGUCAGCCAGCACAGCCAGCAGCUGAGCAGCUCCGAGUGCUCCUCGUCGAGCGGCAGCAGUACCAGCGGCGACGAGGACGAGGCCAAGCGGGAGAAGGAGCGGGAGCGCAAGAGGAAGAGCGACAAGAACAAGAUCAGCACGCUGACGCGCAUCUUCAAUCCCAAGGAGGGGGGCGCCAAGAAGCAGGGCCAGGUGGUGAUCAUGGACCAGUCGGAGGAGCAGCAGCAGGUCAGCAAGGUUGGCGACUCCGCCUCCCAGCCAGUCCCGAUGCAGACCGCGGCCAUGGCCAAGCCCCGCAUGACGCCCACCCAGCAGCAGCAGCAGCUGGGCGCAGGCCUGGCCUCCCCAGCCCGUACCACGACGCCGCAUUUGACAUCGCUGAUAUGCAAGAUUGACCUCAGUAAGUUAUCGCGCGAGCGGAUAAUGCGCCUGAAGAAGCUCACACCCUCCCAGCAGAACGGCCAUCUGACGCCCAAGGAUCUGGGCACGACACAGCCCCAGCCACAGGUGCAGGUACAGGCACAGUCGGUGCAGGUGUCGGCCCCGCAUUUAACACCCAACGGCUAUGCCGGAGAGGGGCAUGGGCAUGGCCAGGGCCAGGGCCAGGGGCUGCCUGCAAAGGUGAAGCACGAGCAUCCGCAUCCGGUCAAGCCGGAGCCAGAGCUGGAUGCCGGCUACGAGAGCAAGUUCAAGCCCGGCAACGUGAAGCAGGAGUUCCAGCUGAAGCAGGAGAGGGAUCGUGAGCGGGAAAGGGAAAAGGAUCGAGAGCGGGAGAGGGAGAGAGAGCGAGAACGGGAACGGGAACGAGAAAGAGAGCGGGAACAGCCAACAGGAGGAGGGCGUCGCCGCAAGCGCAGCUCCAGCUCCAGUUCCAGUCCGUACAAGGAAAAGAAGCGGAAAAAGGAGAAGUCCGACCAUCUGCAGAUCAGCAAGGAUCAGCUGCUGCCCGUGCCUGUCCUGCUGCCCUCUAACAACCACGAGCGAAUGUCCUGCCACGAGCGGUUGUCCUUUGACAAGCUGCAGCUGCUCCACGAAGACGCUGCUGCUGCCGCCGCCGCUGCUGCCGCUGUCUCUGCCCCCAAUGGCAGUCCCAGCAAGAAACUACUGGUCAUGUCACCGCUACCGCCUCCGCCAACAGCCGCAGCCGUGCCCCUCGCGGUUGGGGCGGCCUCCACAUGCAGCGAGGCUGUGCAGACGACUCCCCCGUCGACAGCCGCAACGGCCACAGCGGCCACCUCCACGACGGGGACCUCCACGGCUCCACCGGCGCCGAUCAUGCGUCUCAUAUAUCGAUCGUACUUUGACCGUGAGGAAGAGCCGCACAGCGAUGACCACAGAAAAAACAAUCAGUUCCUCGUGGAGGCCGUCAAUCGGAAGCAUGCCGCCGACUCGGAGCGCGACUCCUUCAACCAGGUCACCCUCUAUUUGGAAGCCGUUGUCUACUUCCUUCUCACCGCCGAUUCCAUGGAGCGCUACAGCUCGGAGCAGGCCACAUGGACCAUAUACAAGGACACCCUGUCGCUAAUUAAAUUCAUUUCCUCCAAGUUUCGUCCCUACCAACAGUCAACGAAUGGACAGCACGAAACGCACAACAAAGUGGCCAUACUCAGUUUGCGCUGCCAGUCGUUGAUUUCGUUGAAGCUGUACAAGCUGCGACGGGCCAACUGUCGGACCGUCAUCAACAGCUUAACGGAGUUCUUUCGGACCGGCAGGGGGGACAUUGUCAAUGGCAAUACGCCGUCCUCCAUAUCACCAUCGAACUCGGUGGGCUCACAGGGCUCCGGUUCGAAUACUCCGCCAGGAAAAAUAGUGCCUCAAGAAAUACACACUCAGCUGUGGAAGCAGAAUGAGUAUCUGACCUAUGUGAAUAGUGCUCACGAGUUGUGGGAUCAAGCUGAUCGAUUGGUGCGCACAGGCAAUCAUAUAGAUUUCUUCCGCGAACUGGACCACGAGAAUGGCCCGCUGACGCUGCAUAGCACCAUGCCUGAGGUGUUUCGGUAUGUGCAGGCGGGCCUCAAGACGCUCAGGGAUGCUGUGUCGCAUCCGACGCAACAGACGCAGCAUCAGUCGCACUAGCGACAGCGGAAACAGAAGCAGAGGCAGAAACAGAAACAGAAACAGAAACAUAAACACCACCACCAAACGUGUCUAAAUGAAAGUCAGGCCAAAUUAGCAACUAUUAUACACUACAAGCUACUAAUUUAGUUAAUCAAGAAACACUACACGAAACGAAACGAAACUAAACGGAAUAAUCCAAGAAGCCUUCCAAUAUCAACAGCAAGGAGAGAACCAACCCCAAUCAACCAACCAACCAACAACAACGCAACACAACACAACAAAUGAUUUGUUAAUAAUUUAUAGUUUUAUAUGUAUGUAUGUAUGUAAUUUGUAUAUGCACACCAAUUACUUAUUUCCUUAUGCUCAAUUUUCGAUUGUUUUGUAAGCAUGUUAAGCUUUAUAUUUAUGCCUAAUUUUAAUUGAUAUUACCACACACACACACACACACACCACACAAACACACUUAAAGAUAACUUAGCUAUAUGUCUAGACUGUAAGCUCAACCAAC
This is a messenger RNA of Drosophila obscura, 8389 nucleotides long. RefSeq names its product AF4/FMR2 family member lilli (gene lilli). Gene Ontology annotation, biological process: regulation of DNA-templated transcription. Gene Ontology annotation, cellular component: nucleus; super elongation complex. Lineage: Eukaryota; Metazoa; Arthropoda; Insecta; Diptera; Drosophilidae. The record is from RefSeq and is a predicted model, not a curated record. The coding region runs from base 2662 to 7899 and encodes 1745 amino acids. The transcript has 10 exons.